CCGGCAGAUCCGUUCUGUGCCAACACAGAGAGGGGAUUUAGGUGUUUGCGCUGCACUGGCAAGAGUUCAACUCCUCCGCCAGCUCUGCUCGGAAGCAACAGUGGAAUACAAAAAGCACAGCCUCUGUUUACACAGACUCAUCGUGCUACCUCUUUUAUCUUACCUCUGUCCUGGCUUCUCAUUAUUUGCCUCCUCACUCCCUUCCUCAAGGGACCUUUAAAUCUCUUUUACAGCACCCAUCAGCUGAUCUCGCCACCCAUUUACCCAUCUCAUAAUGAACUCCUCUGCCUCCAUUACAUCCCUAUUCUCCUUCACCAGCCCGGCGGUGAAGCGCCUGCUUGGCUGGAAACAAGGGGAUGAGGAGGAGAAGUGGGCGGAAAAGGCUGUGGACUCUCUAGUGAAGAAACUAAAGAAGAAGAAAGGGGCAAUGGAGGAGCUGGAGAGAGCCCUCAGCUGCCCGGGGCAGCCCAGCAAGUGUGUGACGAUCCCUCGGUCGCUGGAUGGCAGGUUGCAGGUGUCCCACAGAAAGGGUCUGCCCCACGUCAUCUACUGCAGGGUGUGGCGCUGGCCCGACCUGCAGUCCCACCAUGAGCUGAAAGCCCUGGAGUGCUGCGAGUUCCCCUUCGGCUCCAAGCAGAAGGACAUCUGUGUUAACCCUUACCACUACAGGCGCGUGGAGACUCCAGUGCUGCCACCAGUUCUGGUCCCACGCCACAGCGAGUUCAACCCUCAGCACAGCUUGCUGGCGAAGUUCAGGAACGCCUCCCUGCACAACGAGCCUCUGAUGCCCCAAAAUGCCACCUACCCAGACUCCUUCCCCCCGCUGCCCUGCUCUUCCUUCUCCUCCUCCCCUUCCUCCUCCCUCGCCCAGUCUCCCACCUCACAGAGUUACCCCAACUCCCCCAACAGCUCGACAGAGCCCGGCAGUCCGUAUCACAUCACAGCAGAGACUCCCCCACCUCCGUACAGCAUGAUGGAGAGCAGCCCUCCAGAGGAUGUGAAGCCCAGCAACUCCACAGAAACCAUCAAACUCACAUUUUCCGCUCCGCACAGAGAUUUACGGCCUGUAUGUUACGAGGAACCCGAGUACUGGUGUUCAGUAGCUUACUAUGAGCUCAACAACCGGGUGGGGGAGACUUUCCACGCAUCGUCCCGCAGCGUAUUGGUGGACGGCUUCACAGACCCAUCUAACAACAAGAACCGCUUCUGCCUCGGGCUGCUAUCCAACGUCAACCGCAACUCCACCAUCGAACACACACGCAGGCACAUUGGCAAAGGUUUACACCUGUACUAUGUAGGCGGCGAGGUGUACGCAGAGUGUCUCAGUGACAGCAGCAUCUUCGUCCAGAGCCGUAACUGUAACUUCCAGCACGGCUUCCACGCCACCACCGUGUGUAAGAUCCCCAGCGGCUGCAGCCUCAAGAUAUUUAACAACCAGCUGUUUGCCCAGCUCCUCGCCCAGUCUGUAAACCACGGCUUUGAGGUCGUCUACGAGCUAACUAAGAUGUGUACCAUCCGCAUGAGCUUUGUUAAGGGCUGGGGUGCUGAAUACCACCGUCAAGACGUGACCAGCACCCCCUGCUGGAUUGAGGUACAUCUGCACGGGCCCCUGCAGUGGCUGGACAAGGUCCUCACACAGAUGGGCUCCCCGCACAACCCUAUCUCUUCUGUGUCAUAACACGAGCGGACGCACAGUUUGGCGUGUGCUCGUGGUCCCCCACACAGGUAGUCCGUAGAUUCUGUAUGUUCUGCAAUGUACAGGUUUUCUGUCUUAUGGUCGCUCUGUUGCACAAUUCAAAUUACAAAAAUAUGUUACCCAGAGCUUUGUCACAUUACUGCUGCAAUAACUGAAACACCAUGAACAGUUCGAAUUCUCAUGUGGAUAUAUAAAAGUUCAUUCACUGCUCAUGCAGUUAAAUUAUCAAGUGUUCCUUAUUUCAGUAAGACUACGAUAAAGCAUUUAUCCUCUCUGUCUUCAAUGGGACAUUAACUGCACUCCAAGACAAAAUGGGAUCUAUUUAUAGGUACUCAAAGACUUGUGUUAUGUUAAAUGUUAUUAUUGUAGUAUGUACUGUAUUUCCAUGUGUUGAUUGAUGUUUGACUGUGUGUACUGGUUGCUCUUUACUUGUUCCAUUAAAGUCGUUUUUUCUUUAA
This is a messenger RNA of Morone saxatilis (striped sea-bass), 2154 nucleotides long. RefSeq names its product SMAD family member 9 (gene smad9). Gene Ontology annotation, biological process: cell differentiation; SMAD protein signal transduction; regulation of transcription by RNA polymerase II. Gene Ontology annotation, molecular function: I-SMAD binding; DNA-binding transcription factor activity, RNA polymerase II-specific; RNA polymerase II cis-regulatory region sequence-specific DNA binding. Gene Ontology annotation, cellular component: heteromeric SMAD protein complex. The record is from RefSeq and is a predicted model, not a curated record. Lineage: Eukaryota; Metazoa; Chordata; Actinopteri; Moronidae.